This is a messenger RNA of Salarias fasciatus (jewelled blenny), 4667 nucleotides long. RefSeq names its product protein phosphatase 4, regulatory subunit 1-like (gene ppp4r1l). The transcript is spliced from 19 exons. The coding region runs from base 1 to 2994 and encodes 997 amino acids. Lineage: Eukaryota; Metazoa; Chordata; Actinopteri; Blenniiformes; Blenniidae. Gene Ontology annotation, cellular component: cytoplasm. Gene Ontology annotation, biological process: protein dephosphorylation. The record is from RefSeq and is a predicted model, not a curated record. Gene Ontology annotation, molecular function: protein phosphatase regulator activity; protein binding.
AUGUUUGCCUCUGGAUUUCCCCCCUCCUCAAACACAAACUGCUUUGUCUCCACAGGUCUAUCUUUAUACUUUGAAGAUAGCCACGACGACUUGGAUGAUUUUGGAUUUGAUGACUAUGGUUCAGAGUGCGACGGCAUCCGCAUCACAGCCUUCCUGGAUGCAGGGCAGGACAACCUCACUCCUCUCGGGAGGCUCGAGAAGUAUGCCUUCAGCGAGAACGUCUUCAACAGGCAGAUCGUGGCCCGCGGUUUGCUCGACGUGCUCCGAGAGUUCAGCGACAAUGAAAAUGACUUCAUCAGCGUCAUGGAGACAGUCGCCAGGAUGUCAGAAGAUGGAGAGCCCACGGUGCGAGCUGAACUGAUGGAACAGGUUCCCAACAUUGCCAUGUUUUUGCACGAGAGUCGGCCCAACUUCCCAGCAGCGUUCUCAAGAUACCUGGUGCCGAUCGUUGUCCGAUAUCUGACUGAUCCAAAUAACCAGGUGAGGAAGACGAGUCAGGCGGCACUACUGGUCCUGCUGGAGCAGGGCCUCAUCUCUAAAGAUGACAUGGAGACCAAAGUUUGUCCAGUUCUGCUCGACCUCACAGAGCCCAACAGUGACGAUGACUACAAAAUUGAAGCUGUCGCUAUCAUGUGUAAAGUAGUCACCAUGUUGAGCAAAGACACGGUGGAAUAUUUACUGCUGGGACGUUUCUGCAACCUGUGCAGUGAUGCCAGACUCUUCCAAGUGCGCAAGGUGUGUGCUGCCAAUUUUGGAGAGUUUUGUUCAAUUGUUGGUCAGGAAGCCACAGAAAAACUGCUGAUGCCCAAGUUCUUCGAUCUGUGCUCAGACAGCCUUUGGGGCAUCAGGAAAGCCUGUGCCGAAUGCUUCAUGAUGGUCUCCAACUCCACUUCCCCUGAGGUGCGACGGGCAAAGCUGUCCCCCCUGUUCAUCAACCUCAUCAGUGACCAGUCCCGCUGGGUGCGACAAGCGGCGUUUCAGUCUCUUGGGCGUUUUAUCUCCACUUUUGCCAACCCCUCCAGCACAGGCCUUCACUUCAGAGAGGACGGAGCUCUGCUCGAGGUCCCCAGGUGUACGUCAGACAGCGACUGCUCCCUAAACUCCCUGAACUGCUCUGACAUGGGCAGCUGCCACACAGAGAGAACCAUCACACACACACCUCCGAACCAGGACGGCCGCGCCACGCCGUCGCCGGAGCACGUGUCCACAGCCGACGGCGAGGAACUGCACAGCUUUGACGACAGCCACACCUCUGCUCCCGGAGACGCGCACGACGGCUUCGCCCACGCAAACCGCCCCGCAGUGACCAUCAACACUAAGAACACGAGAGACACGGAGCAGACAGACGAGAACUUUAACUCUUUCCACUACUGGAGGUCUCCUCUGCCCGACAUCAGUGGGGAGCUGGAGAUGCUGAAUUGUCAAACGUCAGAGGGCGUGAAGAACAAGGAGGAAAAGAAGAAGGUGGACCAGGAGGAAGGGGAGGAGCGGGAGGAGAACUGCUCCGAAUCCAAGUCGACCCAUGGCAAAGCGACCAGCGACCAGAUCCAGAAGGUGCUGGACUGUUUGCAACCGCACAUCGACGAUCCCGACGUGCAGGCUCAAGUGCAGGUACUGUCGGCAGCUCUGAAGGCGGCGCAGCUCGACAGCCCCACCGACGACAGCCCCGCCGAGCCGCAGCCGGAGGAGCAGCCGGAGGACGAGGCCAGCAGCCCGUCAGUGGAGAGCAAAUCCGUGGAGGUUCAGUCGGAGAGCGAAGAGAGCGAAGAGAGCAGCACGGAUGAACAGCAGUCCAUGGAGAUGGAAACUCCCUCAGAAGCAGAGUCCUGUCCCGUCCAGGAGCAAGGAGACGAGGAGACGCAGACGGAUCCUCUGGAGGACCAGGAGGAGUCUCCUCCCAGCACGCCUCUUCUGGAGUCUGAGUUGAUUGAGAGUGUGGAGGAGGAAGGAAAAGAGGACUCUGCUCACAGUCCGUUGUCUGAGGAAAAGCCCAAGAUCCAGAACGUCAUCCCCCAGCAGCUCUUGGAUCAGUACCUGUCUAUGACGGACCCCGCCCGGGCCCAGACGGUGGACACAGAGAUCGCCAAGCACUGUGCCUUCAGCCUGCCGGGGGUGGCGCUCACGCUGGGGCGACAGAACUGGCACUGCCUCAAAGACACGUAUGAAACCCUGGCUACUGAUGUGCAGUGGAAGGUGAGACGUACGCUGGCUUUCUCCAUCCACGAGCUGGCGGUGAUCCUCGGUGACCAGCUGACGGCGGCCGACCUGGUGCCCAUCUUCAACGGCUUCCUGAAAGACCUGGACGAGGUCCGCAUCGGCGUGCUCAAGCACCUCUACGACUUCCUGAAGCUGCUUCACGCAGACAAGAGGAGAGAGUAUCUGUACCAGCUGCAGGAGUUCAUGGUGACGGACAACAGUCGCAACUGGAGAUUCAGAUAUGAGUUGGCAGAGCAGCUGAUCCUGAUCAUCGAGUUGUACAGCCAUUACGACGUCUACGACUACCUCAGACAGAUCGCGCUCACACUCUGCUCUGACAAAGUCUCCGAGGUCAGGUGGAUCUCCUAUAAGCUGGUGGUGGAGAUCCUUCAGAAGCUGUAUGCAAGUGGAGCUGAUGAGCUGGGCCUCAACUUCAUCAACGAGCUCACCGUGCGGUUCUGCCACUGUCCCAAGUGGGUGGGCAGGCAGGCCUUCGCCUUCAUCUGCCAGGCCAUCGUGGAGGAGGACUGCAUGCCCAUGGAGCAGUUCAGCCAGCAUCUGUUACCCAGCCUGCUCAGCCUCUCCUCGGACCCGGUGGCCAACGUGCGGGUUCUGGUGGCCAAGGCUCUACGGCAGAGCGUGAUGGAGAAAGCGUACUUCAAGGAGCCGGGCUGUGCCUACGCCGACGAGCUGGAGGAGACGGUGAUGACCCUGCAGUCCGACAAAGACCGAGAUGUCCGCUUCUUCGCCAGCCUGGACCCCAACAAGAACCUGAUGGACACGGCUCCUCUGAUCUAGCCUCGGCUCCCCGAUCGCCCUCCUCAAAAAAUAAACCCCCGCCUGCCUGCCUGCCUCACCCUCCUGUCUGUCUGACUGACGCACACUCAGCGCAACCUGCAACACCAGCACCCGACCGGAGCCCCGACCGACCGCCCGCCUGCCGCCCGGAUCCUCACCCACGACCGCUGGAGUCACGUGAGAUAUUUCCAUCACACCUUCGACCGGCGGCGGGAGUCGGCGUCUGGGCGGGAGGGACGUAAACGCACACUCACAAAAAAAACAAACAAAAAAAAGAAAGGCAAACUUCUCAGAAAAAAAUGAGCAGGACUCAGACGUCGGCUGUGCAGCAUCGUGGCAGCGGACGAACACGCCUGAACUCGACCUUCUUCACACUAACUGCAUCGACUCCUUCCUCAGUCACAGACUGGUAAAACCAGGACAGGCACUCUUUUUUUCUCUUUUUACUCACUUUUUCUCUCCAAAGCUGAUUCUAAGCUCAAUACAAAAUUGAAAAAAACAAAAACAAAAAAAAAAACAGUUUUCUUUCUUUCCUCUUAUUUACUUCUUUUUGUGGAUUUCCUUAACGAACAAGCGGGCGAGGCCUGCCUGACUCUGAUGUGUGCACUAACUCAGGGGGACUCAUCUGAACCUAAACAGCAUUAUUUAGCAGCAGCGGCAGCAGCAGCUCCUGGAUCCCGCAGCCUCCAGCCAUCCGAGCAACAGACCAGCCACAACCAAGUAGCUCUGCUGGUGUCUCGCGCGUCAUUCCCCCAACCCCCCCGAUGUCUCCGACAUCCUGCGCCGCUCCCCACACCUCUGGGUCAAUGUCUGUUCCCUUUUUCCUCUCCUUCCACUCUCCUCCUCUCGCCUGCUCUUCAUCGGACCACUGAAACCACUACUACUGCACAGAGGGAACAGCGGCUCUGCCACUCGGCGUGGCUCCAUUCAAGCCCAUAUCUUUGACUUUUUUGUGUGAGAUGAACUUUGACGGACCGUCGUUCGCCCGCCACCCCCCCCCUUCCCUCGCUUCGUGUCUUGUCAACCAAAAAAGAAAAAGAAAAAAAAAAAAAAUUGACACAACGCGUCUCCCACAACGGCAGGGGACGGAUGAAAUACCUCCGCUUGGACGUGAGUGGCCAGUGCGCGGCGUUGCGUGGAGGGACGUCGUCCAGACGGGCCCCGAACGUCCCCGGUCUGCUAUUUCUGUGGCGUCGGCGACAAAACACAUCAGCAACAAGGGCUCACGAUGAAACGACACAGGGUGACGCAAAACUCAGAGAGAAGAGGAAGAAAGCAAGCACACUGUUGGAUUAUGCAUGUGCCCCCCCCCCCCCCCCCCCCCCCCCCUUGUGUAUAGUCUGUUCUCGAAAGUUGACCUCCUGACAUUGAGUCGUGACCACGGUUUCUUUCAGCUGAUCUGACCAACCGGUUGUACAGUAGGAUUUAGGAAAAGGCUGAGUCAGCAGACCGAAAGACGCCUGAUCAUUUAGUUUUUUUGUUGUUUUUUUUUCCCCCUCCGUCUUGGUGGAACGAUUUUAAGUAUGAGAUUUCACAAACAUUUUCUCGCAGAUCUUUGUACAGCUUUGAACCUGUGGAGGAAACGACAAAAAAAAAAAAAAAACAGGUGCGUUAUUGGAACCAAGGCCAGUGUAGUCGGGUUUUUACCCAUCCAGGUGUGUGUAUGUGUGUGA